AUGGAGGACGUCAGUGAUGAAGAUUCAUUUGUUGAUCUACACGGUGCAGAAGUAGAGGACACUCCACCAACACCACAGUCUGGCUGCAAGGUCUUUUCCAACUUUCUCUCCAAACUUGGACUGAAGAAAUUUUAUCCCAACAAGCUCACUCUUCAGUCUCUUCUGGAAAUCAACAAAAAUAGGAUUUAUGAUGAAACUGUUGAAUCAAUGGAGAAAAUACCAUGGUGCUUUCUCAGGAAACUCUUUCAAAUCAACACAGAAUGCAGAAACUGCACACAAUUAUCAAACAAUGAUGAUGAGGAGGACGAAAACAGUGAUCCAUUUGACUUUGACCUGGUCACUGCAGAUGACUCUGCAGACAACAAGGUUAACCCUCUCGACCUCAUAGUCGCACUCUUUCUUUGUGCUGACAGCUUCUUGCAACAGGAAAUGGCCCUCAAGAUGACAAUGUGCCAGUUUUCUGUCCCACUGCUGUUGCCUCAUGGUGAUAACAGUCAGUGUUCCCUGAUGCUGUGGGCUCUGAGAGACAUCAUCAAAGAGUGGUGUCCACAUGAUUUGUCUAAAUCAAGAGGGUUUGUUGAAGACAACAUUGUCCAAGCAAAUAUACCAUUCUUUACCUUUGUGAGGCUGAAAAACUGUAGUUUGUCCAAGUCACAGGUUUUGAAUCAUAUUCUCAGUCCUGGCCAACAGAAUCACAACAUCUUCAUACACGGAGAUAUGGAAGGAGGAACACUUAAAAGAGAAAUAGCCAAUGGUUUGGUUGAGGUUUGCUGGUACCUUCCCUGUGGCAAAAAAGAUCUUGACAUAUUUCCAGGACCAGUUGCCUUUGCCAAUUUGAGAGGAGACAUUUGUGAGUCACUCACACAAUUCAAUUUUCUUUUUCAAGUGUCAACUGCGACCUUUGUGUUCCUGGACAAAGUUGAAGAAAGAGAGCAUCAGAUUCUGACUUCUCUUCAAGAUGUGAAAUCCAAACUCUUCUUGAUUGUUAAUCGCAAGGACAACGCCAGAGAGGACAUGAUGUCUGUCCAGACAACACUGAAAGAGUUAGAGCUACCAAACAGCAGUGUGAAAAUUAAAGACUCAAAGGUAAAUGUUGCAGAGUUUUCAAAGAAACUUUGUGCAGCCAUCAAGACUUCACUGCCAGAAGAAACUCCCACAUUGAACAUUGUCAAUAUGGUUGGAAAAGCUGUUGAACUUGGUCUAUCUGUGGAUGAAAACUCAAGUGAAAAACAAAAGAAAGCAGUUGAGGAGAUCAUGGUUGACAUUGAGGGGCGAAGUAUACCAGACUACAAGAAACAACAACUUCCUUUGCAGGGAGAUAACUGGAAAAGAUUAUCACAGUUAGAGAAGGAGGAGUGUAGAUUGAAAUGUGACUCAGACCCUGAAGGGUAUAAAUGCCAGCUACAGGAAGAAAAACAAAAAAUUAUGGAGGAACAAAGCAAACAAAGACUGUCGAAAGGAAUGGAGAGUUUUAUUAAAACUUUAUCCACAAGUGACAAAGAGAAAAGAGAUUUUUUUCUUAAGUGGAUGAAACUCAAGUUUAACACACAUUCACGGAGGAAACUGUCUGAGCUGCGCAACAAAUUCAAAGAGCAAUGCAAGAAGAAAGAUAAAAAUCUCACUGCAGCGUUUGAUAAGGCUUUGAUGGAGAGCUCUUUAGGAGUAGAGCAUUACAUAAGAGAGAUGGGACUCAUCUAUGAGUUCUCAAUUUCUGGCUCAACAAACACUGCUGAUGAAAUAUCUCGUCUCCCUGGUUUGGCUGCUGAAAUGCUGUUGGAUGGAUAUCCUUUAGAGCUCUUGGAUGGAGAUGCUUCCAACAUCCCAGAGAGAUGGGUGACAGAUGUGCUGAUGGAGCUUCACAAGAAGGUUGGAGGGAAGAGCAGACUGUUAGUACUGACUGUGCUGGGUGUUCAAAGUACAGGGAAGUCAACACUCCUCAACACCAUGUUUGGUGUGCAGUUUCCUGUCAGCAGUGGCAGAUGCACAAGAGGAGCUUAUAUGCUUUUCCUCAAAGUUGGAGAGGACAUGAAACAUGAGUUGAAUUAUGAAUUUAUAGUUCUCAUCGACACAGAGGGUCUAAAAUCUCCUGAUUUGGCAGAACUAGAUGAAAGUUAUGAGCAUGACAACCAGAUGGCAACCUUUGUGAUUGGUUUAAGUGAUGUCACCAUUAUCAACCUCGCCAUGGAGAACUCAACAGAAAUGAAAGAUGUCCUGCAAAUUGCAGUUCAUGCCUUCUUGAGAAUGAGACAUAUUGGUAAAAAGCCAGUUUGUCAUUUCGUGCAUCAAAAUGUUUCUGGAGUUUCAGCUCAUGCAAAGACCAUAACAGACAGAAAACAUCUCUUGGAGCAGCUCAAUGAAAUAACACAAAUCGCAGCUGAAAUGGAAAAGAAGCCUUCUAUUACAGCAUUCACAGAUGUGCUGGACUAUGACAUGGACAAAAACCACUGGAACAUCCCAGGACUCUGGCAUGGAACCCCUCCGAUGGCAGCAGUGAACACAGGUUACAGUGAAGCUGUAGCAGAUUUCAAGAAAAAUCUUUUGGCAACAGUGAAAACAGACCAAAGCAAUGACGUCUCACAGAUCCCAGAGUUUCUAGAAUGGAUGAGAAGUCUCUGGAAAGCAGUGAAAUAUGAGAACUUCAUCUUUAGUUUCAGAAACACUCUUGUGGCUCGUGCCUACGACAACCUUUGCAAAGAGUUCAAUCAAUGGGAAUGGCAGUUCAGAAAAGAAAUCCUCUCUUGGCAAACAGAAGCAGAGAUGGAAAUCUUAAAUUCUGACAAUGAAGCUGAUAUUCGAAUUUGGAGCAAAUUGGUUAAUUCAAAAAAAUCACAGAUGUCAGAAAAAAUAGCAACUGAAGAAAGAAAAAUGAAGGAGAAACUUACAAACUACUACGAAAAGAAAGACCAGAAUGUAAAUCUGAUAGAAAAAUACAAAACUGACUUUUUCAAAAGCAUCAGUAGUCUUGCCAAGGAAAUCAAACAUUCAGUGAACAAUAAAUUGGAUUGUGCACUUGAGCUGAAAAUAAGUUCAAAAAAGGUUCAAGACAUUCAGACAAAAUACAGAGGUGGGGUUGAAGACGAGGUCAUGAAGCUCCUGAGUGCCUGUAAACACUCUGAUAAACUGUCUGAUGAACAGCUGACACAGAAGUUUGAAAAGAUGUGGACUGAAGCCACUAAAAAUGUGUCUGGCCUGAAAGAGCGAGAUAUCGCAGCAUGUGUCCUGAAUCAGUUGAGAGGAAAUUUCUCAAAUCAGAAUGUUAAUGAGGAAUUGCAGAACAUUAAAAAUUUAAAGGAGAUUGGGAAAGAUCGAUUUAAAACCAGACGUGAACAUACAGACUCCUUGAUGAAGAAGGCUCGAUAUCUGUUUCGGGGACUAGGAGAUCUGCAGAAGUUUGCUGACAGCGUCAUUGAGUCUUGCACACGGGAAUUCCUCAAAAUGCACCAAAAAUUCUUGUCAGAUAAUGAUCCUCGAAUUCAGCUGCAGAAGUACAAGACUCAGUACUUGACAGAUUUUCUUGACUUAUACAAACAGAGAGAUGAUUGUCAGCGCAAUGCAAAGGGUUUUGUCCAGUUUUGUAUCAAACCUGCUGUGGAAGAGUACAUCAACAGAUCUCUGGGGAUAAACAUUGUGGAUGAAAUUUUGACACGUUGUCAUUCAGCAGAGUUCAGUUCCCGCUCCUUUUUCCAGUACAACAUUCAGGAAGAGUUGCGGCGAAAGGAAGACUUUGACAGUUUGGUCAAGUACAUUCGUAACUAUGAAAUAUAUGUGAAGGAUUGGAUAUUUCAGCACAUCCAGGAACAAAUGUCAAAGAACGAAACUUUGUGCAAACUGAAACAAGAGAAUCUGAAGGUGAUAGUUGACAAGAUCACAGCAGCCUUAGAGCAGGCCACAGAAGGACCAGAUGGUGUUCAACUGCCAGAUAACAAAGAAAGCAUCACAGAGCUCAUCAGCAAAAUACGGAAGAAUUUGAUUAAAGACAUCUCAAUUUCAGAGGAGGAUGAAAAAACCACCCUGUUUCAAAUCAAAAGCACAUGUCAUCCAUUUAUCAACAGCCUCAAAAUGUCAAUAGAAGACUUGAAAGAACAGUUUCAGCAGGAAUUCUCAAAGUCUGAAAACAUCACUGAGACUCUGAACAAACUUCCAAUCAAACCACAGGAGGAGCUUUUCAAGCGAGUGUUUGGUUGUGGAAAACAAUGUCCAUUUUGUAGAGUUCCCUGUGAGGCUGGAGGCAAAGAUCACAAGCAGCAUCAUGCAGCUGUUCAUCGACCACAAGGUCUUGGUGGAUUCAGGUAUGAAGACACUCAGAAGCUGGUUGAAACACUGUGUACAACUGAUGUACAAUGUGAACAUAGAUUUAAAAAUGCAGACACUAAAGGAGAGUGGCAUCCUUACAAAGACUACACCACGUACUAUCCAGACUGGUUGAUUCCUCCAGAUCCCAGCAUAGAGGCAUCUGACUACUGGAAGUAUGUACUGGUAAAAUACAAUGAGAAAUUUGCUCAAGAAUAUAAGGCCAAGCCAGCUGAUGUUCCAGAGGCCUGGAGGAGAAUCACAAAGAAACAAGCACUGAAGGGGUUAAAAGAUGCCUUCAACAUAAAGUGAACAACAUACAAAUGUCUUUAAACAAAACCAAAUUUAAAACAUGCAAGAUUUUUUCAAACAAAAAUGAACUCCUUUUUUUAUGUAACUGACUUUUUAAGUUGAAAAGCUGCAGAUAGUUAUAUUAGACUGCUCAACUUUUUCUUUACUAUUUCUUUUACUUUUUUAUUUUGUGUUUUUAUUUUUUGAAGAUUACAGAUGUUUUGUUUUCUUCUCUCAUGAUUAAUGACUGGUGUUCAUAAUAAUGAUGUUGACAAUGAUAAUAAUAAAGAAUAUGAUGAUGUACAACAAAAGUCAUGUAAAAAAGAGACAAUGUUUUUUGUUUUUAUCUUUAUUUUGUGGUUUAUGAUUAUUAGCGAUGUUUUGUUUUUUUGAUUUUCAAGUUUCUAUUUGUGAAUUGUGUGAAUACACAAUUAUGAUGCUGAUGAUGACAAUUAUAAUGAUGUUCUACAAAGACCACCAGGUCAUGAUUUACAAUGUUUGUAUUUUGUUGUUAUUUUUAUUUUAUGAUUAUAACAGUUUGUUUUCUUCUUUGUUCAUAUUGAUAUAUGACUAUAUGAAUAGUAACCAGUGUGCAGGAUAAUGAUGAUGAUGAUGAUGAUGAAGAUGUCAGCAUGGUUCAUUCAGUGUUUGCAGUUGGCUUUCUAAUGGUUACUACCAGUCAAUCAAUAACAAAUAUUGAUACAACUGACUUUUGGCGCCUUUCUGAAGCUGAACAUGAAACAAAGAGGCAGAAAGCACAGAAACAAUUACUCAGACUUUUAAAUAUUUACCAUAUUUUAUUUAUAAUAAAAAUGUAAUGAUGAUGAUGAUGAAGACCUAUGUAGUUCAAAGGUCAUAUAUUGAGAUGCUGUUUUGUAACAUGUUUUACUACUUUUUACAUUUUUUAUGGUUUUAUUCUUUAACAUUACUCACAAAUUGUAACAUGAUACAAUGAAAAUAGUUAUUAAUAUUUUCUUGGAGAUUAAAGUAAAUAAAUUGUCAUUAGUUGAAAUGUUUGCAUGUUGAUGCAAAUUAAUUUUUGAUUCAUGUACAAAUAUUGAGACGUGUUGUUGAUGUAACUUUUUUCAUUAUUUUUGAUAGAUGAUGAUGUUGAACAAGUCAAGUUAAAGACCAGAAAACAGUUUUGUUAUCUUUUAAAAACAUAUUAUUGUUUUUUGUAUUAUUUUAGAUUUUGCAUUUUACUUAUUAAUGAGUACAAAAGUUUUUGUUUUAUUCAUCUUUUAACACAAAUAUGUACAUAAUGACAAAUAUAAAGUGCUAAAUAUAAUGAUGAUGAUGUUGAUGAUGAUGAUGAAGAUGAAGAAGAACAAAGGCCAUGUGAAACAGAUGUUAUCACUAUUCAUCACUAUUCUUUAAUAUUUUUACAGUUUAUUUCUAAUAGGAACAUGUAAAACAUUAUAUCUUUUGAUGUGUGUUUGAUAAAAGUCAGUGAAUAAGAGUCUUUAUGUUGUUGUAACUGACCUUUUAGCUCAUGUUUAAAUAUUGUCUAAACAAGCCAACUGUGGGAAUAAUGUGGCAUCUUCUGCUCUGUUGAUCAUGUUCAACUUCUGACACAAUGAAUUAAACAAGAUACAAACAA
Messenger RNA from Thunnus maccoyii (southern bluefin tuna), 6181 nucleotides. RefSeq names its product up-regulator of cell proliferation-like. Gene Ontology annotation, molecular function: GTP binding. The record is from RefSeq and is a predicted model, not a curated record. NCBI's taxonomy places the organism in Eukaryota, Metazoa, Chordata, Actinopteri, Scombriformes, Scombridae. The coding region runs from base 1 to 4602 and encodes 1533 amino acids. The transcript is spliced from 4 exons.